This is a messenger RNA of Drosophila sulfurigaster albostrigata, 524 nucleotides long. RefSeq lists its product as uncharacterized. Gene Ontology annotation, molecular function: glutathione disulfide oxidoreductase activity. The coding region runs from base 98 to 442 and encodes 114 amino acids. Gene Ontology annotation, cellular component: cytoplasm. The transcript has 3 exons. The record is from RefSeq and is a predicted model, not a curated record. Gene Ontology annotation, biological process: cellular response to oxidative stress. NCBI's taxonomy places the organism in Eukaryota, Metazoa, Arthropoda, Insecta, Diptera, Drosophilidae.
CAGUGUAACCACUAAAUUCUUACUUUGCACUCGCAUUCAUUCGACGCCUGAUUUUCAGGCGUUAUCAACCUUCUCCAAGAAAUUCCCGUUUCCUUUUAUGGGUUUAGUUGAGAGUGUGCUAAAGAAACCUACAGUCAAUAUGGAUAGCGUUGAAGCUCAAUUUGUGCGCGAUGCCAUUGCCAACAACAAGGUGACAAUUUUCAGCAAAACUUAUUGCCCUUACUGCACAAUGGCCAAGGAGCCGUUCCGCAAGCUGAAUGUUAACGCUUUGAUUAUUGAGCUGGAUAACCGUAAGGAUGGCAAUGAGAUUCAAUCUGUUUUGGGCGAAAUGACAGGCGCUCGCACAGUUCCCCGCGUCUUUAUAGAUGGGAAGUUCAUUGGCGGAGGCACAGAUAUUAAGCGCAUGUAUGAGCUGGGAACACUGCAAAAAUACUUUGAAUAAUUUUAAUAAUUACUAUUACUAGUUAAUUGUGGUGUAAUUUAAAAGAAAUUUGUUGUAAAAUAAAUUGUUUCUUUUUUCAAUA